Molecule: messenger RNA, 975 nt
Organism: Plasmodium berghei ANKA
Lineage: Eukaryota; Apicomplexa; Aconoidasida; Haemosporida; Plasmodiidae
Product: conserved protein, unknown function
Exons: 1
Coding region: 1-975 (324 amino acids)
Source: RefSeq, a predicted model, not a curated record
AUGAUGAAAAACAAAAAAGAAAAAGGAAAAAUAAAAACAAAUGAUAAAAUAAAAAAGAAAAAGAGUAAAAAAAAUAAUGGUAAAAAAAAUACAGAAAAAAAUGAAUUACAAAAGUAUAUGGAUAAACUAUGGGGAUUUAGUUCAUCAGAAGAUGAAAAAAAUGUAGAAGAAAAACACAGAAAUAGAAAUAUAACAGACUUUAAAAAAGAAAAAGAAUAUAAUGAUAAUGUUUUAAAAAAUAAAUUAUAUGAGAAUAGUGAUAAGAAAAGUAAUAACUUAUUAAUAAAAUCGAUGAAGGAAAAAAAUAAUAUAAAUAUGUAUAGUAGUGAAGUAUGUGAUACUGAAGAAGAAAAAGACGAACAUACCGAAUUAAAUAGCAACGAACUUGUAGAUAAUAACUUUCUAUUUAAUUCUGGAAAUUUAAAAAACAAUAAAUCAAACCAAAUUCAAAAAGAUAAAAAAAAAGUAACUUUUGAUAAAACAACGGAAAUUAAAAAAGAUAGUAUAAUAAAUAGUAACAAAAGUAAUAGUUUUUAUAAAAAUCAGGAUGAAAAAAAAAAUAAGUUUGAAAAUUCAUCCUUAAACAAAAUAAAAAUAAAUACAGAAGUCAAACACAAAGAUAUAUUAAAUAAAGAAAAAGAAUAUAAAGAGAAAAGAGAAAUGAAAAAAAAUUUUAUGGAUGCUGUCCAUGAAAUUCGAAAAUUAGCCAUACCACAUUUAAACAAAUUUCAACGAAAGAAUGUAGAAAAUCAUCAAAUUAAAUUAUUAGGUGGUAAAUUUGACAAAAGCCAAAAAAUUCAUUAUCCUGAACUUAUGCAACGAAAAAAAUCAAUAAAAAAAUAUAUAUCUAAAAGAAAAGAAACUGAAAAAAUAUUAGGUGUAAAACUUCAAACGGGUGAUAGUAUUGACAUGCAUGAUGUUCUUAGGAAAAAAAAUAAAAAUAAAAAAUAUAAAAAAAAAAUAAACUUAUUUUAA